Molecule: messenger RNA, 172 nt
Organism: Dentiscutata heterogama
Lineage: Eukaryota; Fungi; Glomeromycota; Glomeromycetes; Diversisporales; Gigasporaceae
Source: the annotation of a GenBank genome assembly
AAAAUGGACAACAAUAACGUUGCUUUAUUACUCCAAUUAUUAACAAAUCCAAGUACUUUACAACAAACGCUUGCAACUAUUACACAAAGUCAGCAACAAAGUUUGUCUAUACCCGAAACUACUUUGCCAGUACCAUCUAACGCUAUUAUUGGAAUUGUUAAUACAUCAGCAA